This is a messenger RNA of Cylindrotheca closterium, 3156 nucleotides long. The record is from the annotation of a GenBank genome assembly. Lineage: Eukaryota; Bacillariophyta; Bacillariophyceae; Bacillariales; Bacillariaceae.
AUGUCAACUAAACAGUUCUCUCAGCGGCAGAGAAGAAAACUUGGCGGCAAAGGCAAUAGCCAAAGCAAGAUCAAGGGAAACAGCAAAGGAAACGACAAGGGCAACAGCAGAGGAAAGAGCAAGGGCAAAAGUAAAGGCAACAACAAAGGUAGCAAAAAACAAAGUGGCGGCGUACGAGCAUCUGGUACAAGAAUACAGAAGAAGCCGUGUACACUUUUCUUCGAAGCUCGUGACAACUUGGACGAAGAUGAAUUCAAAUGGAGAUGCAGGAUGAAGGGGCAGGAUGCUACGAAUGCAGGUGCACUUCUUGGAGGUUAUCGUGCAAACGUCGAUAUUCAAGGCAUCGAACAUGUCUUGGCCGCAAAACCUGACAUUGUUAGCGGCGAAACACUCUUGUUUGCCGAAGAUGCUGUAAUUGAAAGUGGUUUGCUUGUGAUUACUCCCAACAGUGAGUUGAAAUUCGAUGCCAAACGCAGAGGGAAUGGAAUCGAGUCGAGACGCAGGCUCGCGACCAGCACAGGGAACAAGAAUGUUCUUGUUGUGAGAGUCGUUACCAAUGACGCUCAACCAACAGCGAGCAUCGCUGAAAUAAGUGAUGCUGUUUUUGGUACAGAUGGUGAUCCAGUCAACCUCAAGUCGCAGUACGAAGGAUGCUCUAACGACCAAAUUAUCAUCGACCCAGCAACUGGAUCAGGAACGGCUUGUGCCGAUGACCCAAACUACCUUGGAUUCUUUCAAUUCGCCAGCGGAAACUAUGCCGAUUGCGAUUGGUUCGAGUUUUUCCAGAAUCAGGAUCCAACCACAUGCAAUACAUAUGGUAAUGAUGCUGACUUGGGUGGUGGCCCAGAGACUGGUAACAGUGCCUGCUGCGUAUGUGGUGGCGGAACGACGUCGAACUACAACAACAAUGUUAUUGAUGGCGUUUUCGAAAUCAACGUACCGGUGGCCGCCUCGUCGCUCACUUCUUCGCAGCUCGAGGACGUAGCCAUGAACGAGCUCGAGUCCCAAUUUGGCUCCUCGAACCUGGAAGAUCAAUUCGAUCUUAUCAUGCUUUGUCUACCACCAGGUACCACGGAUGGGAAUUGGGUUGCAUAUGCAGGUUUACCUGGAUACGUCAGUGUCUACAACGAUGAUGCUUGUUUGUAUCCAUCGGUUCAAAUGCACGAAGUCGGCCAUAAUGUAGGUCUGACACACGCUUCCGAUAAUACUGAUGUGGAUGUUGAGUAUGGAGAUCGAACUGGAAUGAUGGGAAUAAGUUACUUUGUUGACGAUGGCCCUUCAAGGGCUAAGAUGUGUUUCAAUCCGGCAAAGUCGUACACUCUCGGAUGGUACAGCGACAAGAAUCUUGAUAUUGACGCUGCGACGACACCGUUCUGUGGAACGCUCGUGGGUGUUGCUAAUUAUCCUACAAUCGCUGGAGAUGAGAAGGUUGUCCUCAAGAUUCCAGAUGCGGCAACCGACUACUAUGUCGGGUACAACCACGCGGUGGGAUUCCAUGAGGGAACCAAUGAAGCAGUAAACCAAGUGACCAUUGUCUCGCAAAAUCCAGCAUUUGGAUCCUUCUCGAAUCUUGAGGCCAGGUUAUCAGUUGGUGAUGAGUACAUUAUCAGCAACAUCUUCGGCAGCGGCGAGGAUCUCACAAUCAGGGUUGUCGAGAUCGACACCAGUGCGGGCGGGUUUGCCGAAGUACAAGUCUUCCAAGGAACACAGACCUGUGCAAGCCCGUUUCCAUCGGCUGUACCCUCAACGAUACCUUCUGCGAAGCCAAGUGUUGUUCCCAGCGUUGCGCCAUCGCAGUCGCCUUCUAUCAUGCCAAGCGUCCAUCCAUCUGCAAAGCCUUCUAUUGGACCCAGUCAAGUUCCAAGUGCGUCGCCAUCUAUUGGGCCAUCACAGUCUCCAAGUAUUGGGCCCUCUAAGACUCCAUCGUUGUCGACGUCACCAACCACAGCGCUGGCUUCGAUGAGUCCAAGUCAUGAACCAUCGGGAUUCCCAAGCUUGGUUCCUUCCCAGCAGCCAUCCCAUAAACCUUCCAACGGCCCGUCAACGACACCGUCAAUUGCACCGAGUCAAAGUCCAAGCAAAGAAGCAUCGGAUACACCAUCAACAUCACCAUCGAUCGUGCCAAGCUUGAUUCCAAGCGCUGCUCCAUCCAAUAGACCAAGCAUAGAAGCAUCGGAUACACCAUCGAUAUCACCAUCAAUCAUGCCAAGCAUGAUUCCAAGCAGUGCUCCAUCCAACAGGCCAAGCAAAGAGGCAUCGAGUACACCAACGACAGCACCGUCAACUAUGCCAAGCAUAGUACCAAGCACGGCUCCUUCAACAUCGGGGAGACCAUCGACUGUACCCUCCGCGGCUCCUUCGCGAUUUCCAUCCACUUUUCCAAGCCUCAGUCCCACUACACUCAACAACCCCCCCGACAAAUGGAACUGUAUUUUGAAUGAAGACUUCGAGAACGGGUUUCAGUUCUUGUCUGAUGGAGGAGGUACUGCAGCCAUCACCAACUUUGGCGGAUCCAAUGACGCUUUGAUACUCACUGGGAGAAAUGCAGUGUCGUCUGAGACAAACGAGUACGGGGUCUCUCAAUACAGCAGAAUUCGACUUUCAUUUGCAUACCGAACAACAAGACUCAGCAGUCAAGAUGGAUUCAACGUCGACAUUCAGAUCAAUGGUGGAAUGUGGUACCGUUGGCAGAGAUUCGGAAAGAAUGACUAUUGUUCCAGCUCAAAACCGCGUUGGUGCACAGGUCAAGUUGAUCUUGCACUCAGUGGUGGAAUCAAUACCGUCAAAAUUCAGUUCCACACGUUGCAUAGUCGUGGGCGAAACAAGGCAGUGUAUAUUGAUGAUGUCCAGUUCGAAGCCUAUGGACCUCCUUCAUCGACUACCAAUGGACAACAGUGUGGACCGAUAUCAAGAUCGUCAAAGGGCUCAAGUUCCAAAUCAGCAAAACAUUCAAGUUCCAAGUCAGGUAAAGGCUCAAGUUCUAAAUCAGGAACAGGGUCAAGUUCCAAAUCAGGAAAAGGGUCGAGCUCCAAAUCAGGAAAAGGUUCCAGUUCCAACUCGGGAAAAACGUCUGGGUUCGGGAGUCGCAAAAAAACAUACAAGAUUCCCAAGAAUGUCGUCUUCCCAACACUCAAAACAAUCAAGGCCAUUCAUUAA